UUGGCAUCGGAUUUGCAAACAGGAAAGACCCCAAUUGCUAAAGAACUCCUUCGCUUCGUUCACAUCAUCACUGGAGUAGCAGUAGUCUUGGGUGUCGCGUUUUCCAUCGCCUCUUUUGUCUUGGGCUAUAGCUUACUUGAGACAGCCAUCUUUUUAGCUGGAGUUAUCGUCGCUAUGUGUCCUGAGGGUCUUCUUCCAACUGUAACGGUGAGUUUAACGUUGACGGCAAAGCGAAUGGCAGCCAAGAACUGCUUAGUAAAACAUCUGGAAGCUGUGGAAACUUUGGGAUCAACAUCAACAAUUUGCUGCGAUAAGACUGGUACUCUUACUCAGAAUCGAAUGGCUGUUUCUCACAUGUGGUUUGACAACCAUAUCGUUAAAAUCGACACAACUGGGGACCAUGCUGAACAGAAAUUUAACAAGGCCAGUCCUGGCUGGCACGCCCUUUCUCGAGUUGCUGCUCUGUGCAGCCGAGCCGUCUUCAAAGGCGGGCAGAACGAUGUUCCCGUCCUCAAGAGAGAAGUGACAGGAGAUGCUUCAGAGGCCGCGCUCCUGAAAUGUGUCGAGGUGAUCGUAGGAGACACCAUGGGCUACAGACAGAAACACAAGAAGAUCUGUGAAAUUCCCUUCAACUCUACCAAUAAGUACCAGAUGGCCUUCAAUACUGCCUACACCGACCUGGGCGAGCGUGGAGAGCGCGUUCUCGGGUUCUGCGACUGCAAACUCCCUCUGGAACUGUUCCCGCCAGGCUUUAAAUUCGAUGCAGCCAAGCAGAACUUCCCUCUGAACGGACUUCGAUUUGUCGGUCUCAUGUCCAUGAUCGAUCCUCCUAGAAGCGCAGUUCCUGAUGCAUUGGCCAAGUGUCGAUCGGCCGGGAUCAAGGUCAUCAUGGUCACUGGUGAUCAUCCCAUCACGGCCAAGGCCAUUGCCAGAUCUGUUGGAAUCAUCUCGGAGGGCAGUGAAACCGUUGAAGAUAUCGCCAAUCGUCUGAACAUUGAAGUGAAAGAUGUAGAUCCUUCCCAUGCUCGGGCAGCCGUCGUCCGUGGCUCCGAACUCAGGGAAAUGUCACCACCCAUGCUUGAUGAUCUCUUAAGGAACCAUUCUGAAAUCGUGUUCGCCCGCACCUCGCCCCAGCAAAAGUUGAUCAUCGUUGAAGGCUGCCAACGUCUGGGUGCCAUUGUGGCUGUGACUGGCGACGGAGUUAACGAUUCCCCCGCCCUCAAGAAAGCUGACAUCGGAAUUGCAAUGGGUAUUGCUGGUUCGGACGUAUCAAAACAAGCAGCUGACAUGAUUCUACUGGAUGACAAUUUCGCCUCCAUCGUGACCGGAGUGGAAGAAGGUCGGGUGAUCUUCGACAACAUAAAGAAGACGGUUGCAUAUACCCUCACUAAAAAUAUGACCGAGCUUGCACCGCUCGUGCUCUUCAUCGUGGCUUCCAUACCAAUGGCUCUUGGGACUAUCACCAUCCUUUGCAUUGAUUUAGGCACUGACUUGCUUCCAGCGGUCGCACUUGCCUAUGAAAAAGCUGAGUCAGACAUCAUGAAACGUCAGCCCAGGAAUCCCUUCACGGAGAAAUUGGUGACUUCUAGCUUGGUGUGCAUGUCAUAUUUUCACAUUGGGGCAUUGCAAAUAGCAGGAGGAUUCCUCUCAUAUUUUACUAUCAUGGCACAAAGCGGAUUUUGGCCUCUCAAGCUAUUCGGCCUCCGUUCCUAUUGGGAUUCCAAGGCCAUCAACGACCUCGAGGACUCAUACGGCCAAGAAUGGACUUACAAUGACCGGAAGAUCCUGGAAUACACAUGUUGGACUGGCUUCUUCGUCGCGAUUGUGAUCGUUCAAUGGGCUAAUCUGAUCAUCUUGAAGACACGACGUAAUUCGUUAUCCCAGCAGGGAAUGACGAACUGGGUCAUGAACUUCUCUCUCGUAUUCGAGACGCUAUUGGCUGCUGUGUUUUGCUACACUCCUGGUAUGGACAAGGCUAUUAAUAUGUAUCCUCUCAAACUCGUGUGGUGGCUGCCUGCCCUUCCAUACUUCUUUCUAAUAGUAGCUUAUGACGAAUGUCGAAAGUUCCUGCUGCGCCGCAAUCCAGGUGGAUGGAUAGAGAGAGAAACCUACUAC
This is a messenger RNA of Darwinula stevensoni, 2115 nucleotides long. NCBI's taxonomy places the organism in Eukaryota, Metazoa, Arthropoda, Ostracoda, Podocopida, Darwinulidae. The record is from the annotation of a GenBank genome assembly.